This is a messenger RNA of Kockovaella imperatae, 1080 nucleotides long. RefSeq lists its product as hypothetical. The record is from RefSeq and is a predicted model, not a curated record. The coding region runs from base 1 to 1080 and encodes 359 amino acids. Gene Ontology annotation, cellular component: membrane. Lineage: Eukaryota; Fungi; Basidiomycota; Tremellomycetes; Tremellales; Cuniculitremaceae. The transcript has 7 exons.
AUGUCUGAUACCCAGUACAGUGGCUCGCUGCUGAACAAGCGCAAGGCUGAGCUCUCCGAGAUUGCAUCGAGUCUAGGGCUUGCAGAUCCAGAUGCAAAGAUGACAGAAUUGAUCAAGACGAUUCAAGAUCAUCUCGAGAAGAAUGAGAAGGACUUGAUGUCAACGCCAAAGUACAAGGGCCUCUACGUCAGGAAAGGGCGAGUAGUGCUCGUGGCUCCCCGCCAUCACGACACUGAGACGCCUGCGCCGGAGGUUGUCAAAACCGUCGAAGGGACUGUCAAGAAACCUCGAAAAUCCAUGAACAAAGCUUUGGACAGAAUUGCGGAUGCUAUUGAUCCUGCCAACAUUGCCCUGCCAGAAAGUCCUAUCAACGUCUCCAAAAUCCAGCACGAAGCUCAACAACUCUCCAAGGCACUCGUCCCCUCGAACGGACUGCCCAAGGACGUCUCUGUGCGCGCUCGACAAGUUUCGAAUAAACUCGUCAAGAUUGGCCGGGAUUCCCAGAGUCGAGUAGACAAGGGUGUCAGUCUCUUGCGGGAGUAUCUCUCUAAUCCUGAGCACAUUGUCGCUUCAGCCCUCGCAGUCGAGCUCGCUUUCCUCUUCGCUCAUGUGUUGCAAUUUUACGACCACACCAUCUUCUUUCCUCCUCCUGGCGGGGCCUCGGGAACAUUCCCCUCGCUCUUCCAUAGCUUAUUCUUCUGGAUGCCGAAAUUCCAUUUGGACAUGCGAAUCCCUGAUGCCAUCGGUCUCGGCUACAGGGCUGAAAUCUGGCCAGCAGUCUCUUGGUGGUUCAGCACCACCGUCCUUCCCGCUUUGGCUGGUUCUACGGUGAUCACCUUUGGAAAGACCCACAAGGCGCGCUCAAGUCACGCCGGUCGAGGAACGACAUCUCAAUCUGGCCUUCCUCGACCCGACCCAUUCACCUUCGCCCUGUUCCGCUUCGCUCUGCUUCUGUACCCUCUGACAUCUGCGGCACCGUCGUCGCUCGUGGAUGCACUGGAGAUGUCUGGCAACCUUCAAGGCCGUGCUCUCGGAGCUGGUCUUUUGGCCAUGCUCCUUCUCGCUGAAAGGCUGCAAUGA